UGAAACCAGCGAGCAAAGAGCGCAGCGGAGCAGGGUAGGUCGCCGUUGCCGUUGCCGUUGCUGGCCUCGCUCGCCCCCUCCCACUUAAUGCCGCACCGCCCGUAAUCCGGAGUCUUCUCCUCCCUCCCGACCUCCCCUAACGCCAGCACCCCCUCCCUCUCCCCCUCCCUUCCCCACCCGCGGCCUGCUGCUGCGGCUGCCACCUUCUCCACCCCCACAAAUCUCGCCUCCGCCGCCGACUCCGGCCGCGAAAUCCACCCCAGAUCGGCGCGGGGGCGCCGCUUGAUGUCCGAUCUGUGAGUGGGGCUCGCCACCAUGAGGGUCUUGCUGCUGCUGGCGCUGCUGCUGGCCGCUUGCGCCGCGGCGGCGGCGCAGGCGGCGGGAGGGGCCAACUCCAACUCCACCUCCACGCCGUUCGUGCCGCGGGACGACAUCCUGCUGGACUGCGGCGCCAAGGGGCAGGGCAACGACACGGACGGCCGGGUGUGGACCGGGGACGCGGGCUCCAAGUACGCCCCGCCGGACAACCUCGCCUCGGUGGCCUCCGCCUCCGGCCAGGAUCCCUCGGUCCCGCAGGUGCCGUACCUCACCGCGCGGGUCUCGGCCUCGCCCUUCACCUACUCCUUCCCGCUCGGCCCGGGCCGCAAGUUCCUCAGGCUCCACUUCUACCCGGCCAACUACUCCAACCGCGACGCCGCCGACGGUCUCUUCUCCGUCUCCGUCGCCAUCCCGGGCGGAAAGCUCACGCUGCUUUCCAACUUCAGCGCCUACCAGACGGCUGCCGCGAUCACCUACUCGUACCUCGUCCGGGAGUUCUCCGUCAACGUCUCGUCCCAGACGCUCGACCUCACCUUCACCCCGGAGAAGGGCCACCCCAACGCCUACGCGUUCGUCAACGGCAUCGAGGUCGUAUCCUCCCCCGACCUCUUCGACCUCUCCAUUCCCAACAUGGUUGCUGGCGACGGCAGCCUCCAGCAGUUCGAAAUCGAUCCUGGCACGGCGAUGCAGACCAUGUACCGGCUCAACGUCGGAGGCCAGGCGAUUUCGCCCUCCAAGGACACGGGCGGUUACCGGUCCUGGGACGACGACUCGACCUACAUCUUUGGCGCCAGCUUCGGGGUCAGCUACCCGAAGGAUAACAAUGUCACCAUCACAUAUCCAAGCAAUGUGCCGGAGUAUGUGGCGCCAGAGGAUGUCUACGGCACAGCGCGUUCCAUGGGACCAACUAAGGAAGUGAACAUGAACUUCAAUCUCACAUGGAUGUUGCAGGUGGAUGCUGGAUUCCUGUACCUUAUCAGGCUGCAUUUCUGUGAGAUCCAGUACCCGAUCACGAUGAUCAAUCAGCGGGUCUUCAACAUUUACAUUAACAACCAGACUGCAGUCAAGGGUGCUGAUGUGAUUGCAUGGGCGGCCGUUAGUGGUGCUACCACCCGUAUUGGCUCUCCGGUGUAUCAGGACUAUGUGGUGAGCACACCGGGUGUAGGGGCCAUGGAUUUAUGGAUAGCUCUCCAUCCGGAUCCUGACUCAAAACCACAAAUAUAUGAUGCUAUCCUCAAUGGGAUGGAGGUGUUCAAGUUACAGCUUAUCAAUGGUAGCCUUGCAGGGCUCAAUCCUAUCCCAAGUGUUGCCCCGGCCAAUGAUGGGACAACUAAGAAGAAGUCAACUGUUGGGCCUAUCGUCGGUGGAGUGGUUGGAGGUUUGGUGGUUCUUGCACUUGGGUAUUGCUGCUUGUCUAUGAUCUGCAAGCGUAGGAGGAAUGCUGGGAAGGAUGCAGGCAUGAGUGAUGGACAUUCUGGUUGGCUACCCCUGUCUCUUUAUGGCAAUUCACACACUUCCAGUUCGGCCAAGUCACACACUACUGGUAGCUAUGCUUCAUCUUUGCCAUCCAACCUGUGCCGUCAUUUCUCUUUCGCUGAGAUCAAGGCCGCAACAAAAAACUUUGAUGAGUCCCUUAUUCUUGGUGUGGGUGGAUUUGGUAAAGUUUACCGUGGUGAGAUUGAUGGGGGAACAACUAAGGUGGCUAUCAAGCGUGGCAAUCCCUUGUCUGAGCAGGGUGUGCAUGAGUUCCAGACUGAGAUUGAAAUGCUGUCCAAGCUCCGCCACCGUCAUCUGGUGUCACUGAUUGGGUACUGCGAGGAGAAGAAUGAAAUGAUCCUGGUCUAUGAUUACAUGGCUCAUGGUACUCUCCGCGAACACCUGUACAAGACCCAGAAUUCACCUCUUACCUGGAGGCAGCGUUUGGAUAUCUGCAUUGGUGCAGCUCGUGGGCUUCACUACCUUCACACUGGUGCAAAGCACACCAUCAUCCACCGUGAUGUGAAGACAACAAACAUCCUCCUGGACGAGAAAUGGGUUGCCAAGGUUUCAGAUUUUGGUCUGUCCAAGACUGGCCCAUCUAUGGACCAUACUCAUGUGAGCACAGUUGUCAAAGGCAGUUUUGGUUACCUUGAUCCUGAAUACUUCCGCAGGCAGCAGCUCACAGAGAAAUCUGAUGUCUACUCUUUUGGUGUUGUGCUGUUUGAGGUCCUCUGUGCACGGCCUGCCCUGAACCCUACUCUUCCAAAAGAAGAAGUUAGCUUGGCGGAGUGGGCGUUGCACUGCCAGAAGAAGGGCAUUCUUGAUCAGAUUGUUGACCCCUACCUGAAGGGAAAGAUAGCUCCACAAUGCUUCAAGAAGUUUGCUGAGACAGCUGAGAAGUGUGUUUCUGAUCAGGGUAUUGACCGCCCUUCGAUGGGUGAUGUGCUCUGGAACUUGGAGUUUGCCCUUCAGAUGCAGGAAAGCGCAGAAGAGAGCGGAAGCCUUGGUUGUGGGAUGUCGGACGAGGGCACUCCCCUUGUGAUGGUCGGAAAGAAGGAUCCAAAUGACCCAUCGAUCGAGUCAAGCACCACCACCACAACCACCACUUCUAUAAGCAUGGGCGAUCAAAGCGUCGCGAGUAUGGACUCAGAUGGGCUGACGCCUAGUGCUGUCUUCUCACAGAUCAUGAACCCCAAGGGGCGGUGAGAACUGAGAUUGUGUUGGUCUUUGUCCUUCAGACAAAUGCCAAUUGUCAAACAAUCCAUGGACCGUUUUCGACAACUGAUCGAGCUGGCAGCUGAGAUAUUCUUCCUUCAGAUAAAGUGCAAGCUGUGGACAUUUCACAUUUUCACGAGAGCUUUUAAGGUGUUAUGGACGCUAAUAUACUAGUAACUUUUUGUGUAGCGGAUGUUGAUGGAUUGUGUGAUGGUGACUAGCAGAAUAUGGCGGGUUAUGCUUCGUACCUCUUGUUUCUCAUACUGUUGUUGGGAAAGAUCAUGUAAACCAAUGCUGAUGAUGCACUAGAUUGUGUCCGUUUAGUUCCAUUGUCUCGGCAUUCACUGGCAGUUGCCACUUCGCUUUC
Messenger RNA from Sorghum bicolor (sorghum), 3379 nucleotides. RefSeq names its product receptor-like protein kinase FERONIA. Lineage: Eukaryota; Viridiplantae; Streptophyta; Magnoliopsida; Poales; Poaceae. Gene Ontology annotation, biological process: protein phosphorylation. The coding region runs from base 316 to 3003 and encodes 895 amino acids. The transcript has 2 exons. The record is from RefSeq and is a predicted model, not a curated record. Gene Ontology annotation, molecular function: protein kinase activity; ATP binding.